Molecule: messenger RNA, 5329 nt
Organism: Pelodiscus sinensis (Chinese soft-shelled turtle)
Lineage: Eukaryota; Metazoa; Chordata; Testudines; Trionychidae
Biological process (GO): regulation of DNA-templated transcription
Molecular function (GO): RNA polymerase II cis-regulatory region sequence-specific DNA binding; DNA-binding transcription factor activity, RNA polymerase II-specific
Source: RefSeq, a predicted model, not a curated record
GUUAAAACCACAGAGCCGGUGCUAGCGAGGACUAGAAAGUCCUGCGCAGGGGGAUUGCGGCGCGGGCAGCGUCCUGUUCCCUGCCGCCCGCCCUGCACUUGGCACCGCGCAGCUACCGCCCCGCGCCUUCCCUCAGCCACGCGGCUUUUGGAUUGUUAGGGAUGAAGUGACCUGGUAGAUGGAAGAAGGAAUAGAACCACGUGUCUUUGAUCUCCAGGGCCCCAAGAAAAUGGAGGGCCCAAGAGACCUGUAUACAGAUGACACGAUUGCAAGAGAAAACAAAGAGGAGAACCCUCAGCUGAAGCUAGACCCAGGAAAGAAAUUGGACACACCUGCUGGCCCCAUUAACUAUCAGAGGCCUUAUGGGAGAGAAAAUCACUAUCAAUGUACAGAAUGUAGGAAAAGCUUCAGUGUUCAUUCAGCGCUAAUCAAACACCAGAGAAUCCACACCGGAGAGAAACCCUAUCAGUGCAGUGAGUGUGGGAAGAGCUUCAGUGUGAGCUCAACGCUGGUUACGCAUCAGAGGAUCCAUACAGGGGAGAGGCCCUACAAAUGUGUGCAGUGUGGGAAGAGCUUCAACCAGAGCUCACACCUCACUCAACAUCAGAAGAUACACAAGGGAGAGAAGCCAUGUACAUGCACUGAAUCUGGAGAAGGUUUUAUUGAUAGCUCAACAUGCGUGAAACAUCCAGGACUGCACGCUGGAGUGGGGCCCUAUAAAUGUGCCGAGUGUGGGAAAAGCUUCAAUCGGAGCUCCACACUCUACAACCACAACAGAAUCCACACGGGAGAGAAACGGUACAAGUGUGAGCAGUGCGGGAAAAGCUUCAGCGUGAGUUCUAACCUUAUUAGACAUCAGAAAAUCCACAUGGAGCAGAGACCCUAUAAGUGUGUUGAAUGCCGGAAGAGCUUCAGCUUAUACUCUGAUCUGGAGGUGCAUCAGAGACUUCACCUGGGAGAGAAACCCCACAAAUGUUCUGAGUGCGAGAAAAGCUUUGACCAGGAAUCGCAGCUCCAGAGACACCAGCGAGUUCACACAGGAGAAAACACGUAUGAGUGUGUGGAGUGUGGGAAGACCUUCAGUAGGAAGGGGAACCUCCUGAGACACCAGGAGAUCCACACUGGAGAUAAGCCCUACCAGUGUAAUGAAUGUGGGAAAAGCUUCAGCCGAAGUUCUUCACUCAUGCAGCAUCAGCGCAUCCACACUGGAGAAAAACCCUACAGCUGCAUCGAAUGUGGCAAGAGCUUCAGCUUUAGCUCCCAGCUCACCACCCACCAGCGGAUCCACACCGGGGAGCGGCCCUACACAUGUAACGAGUGUGGGAAGAGCUUUGUGGAUAGUUCAGGUCUCAUUCAGCACCGGAGAAUUCACACGGGAGAGAAGCCCUACCAAUGCACCGAGUGUGGGAAGAGCUUCCGGCAAAACUCUGUGCUGAUUCAGCAUCGCAGAACCCACACUGGUGACAAGCCCUUUGAGUGCGGGGAAUGCGGGGAAUGCUUUAGCCAGAGCUCCACGCUGAUCACACACCAAAGGAUUCACACUGGGGAGCGGCCUUACCACUGCAGUGAGUGUGGGAAGAGCUUCAGCGAGAGCUCACACCUCACCCAGCAUCGGAGAAUCCACACCGGGGACAAGCCCUACAAGUGUGGCGAAUGUGGGAAGAGCUUCAUUCAAAGCUCGCAGCUCACCACCCACCAGCGGAUCCACACAGGAGACAAACCCUACCAGUGCCACACCUGUGGGAAGAGCUUCAGUGACAGCUCAGCGCUCACUCAGCAUCAGAGAGUCCACACGGGGGAGCGACCGUACCAGUGCACAGAGUGCGGGAGGAGCUUCAGCCAGAGCUCAGCCCUGGUGCAGCACUGGAGGAUCCACACUGGAGAUAAGCCGUAUGAGUGCACUGAGUGCGGGAAAACAUUCAUUCUGAGCCCAUCCCUUGUUGAGCAAGAAACAGAGCAUGUGGAAGAGAAACCCUAUCAGUGUUCUGAAUGUGGCAAGAGCUUCAGUCGAAGCUCCUACCUUACUCAGCAUCAGAGAAUCCAUGUGGCAGAGAAACCUUUUGGUUGUAGUGAAUGUUUGAAAAGCUUCAUUCGGAAUUCAGACCUGGUUAAACACCAGCGAAUCCACACAGGAGAGAAGCCUUAUCAAUGUAAUGAGUGUGAAAAAACUUUCAGUCAGCGAUCAAAUGUUAUCAGACACCAGAGAACCCAUACCGGUGAAAAACACUACAAAUGUAAGGAAUGUGGGAAGAGCUUCAGUCAGAAUUCGCACCUCAUCGUACACCAAAGAAGCCACAAAGGAGAGAAGCCCUUCAGUUGCGCUAGAUGUGAGAAAAGCUUCAGUGAUCGCUCAUCACUUAUUAUACACAGGAGAAUCCACACAGGGGAGAAACCCCAUCAAUGUAAAGAAUGUGGAAAAAGGUUCCGUGACAGCUCUGCCAUUAUUCGACACCAGCGAAUUCACACAGGAGAGAAACCUUACAAAUGCGGGGAUUGUGGAAAGAGCUUUCGACAGAGCUCAUCGCUUAUUACCCACAGAAGAAUCCAUACAGGAGAAAAGCCCUACAAAUGUUCAGUGUGUGAUAAAUGUUUCAGUCAGAGCUCAGCACUUGCGACCCAUCACCGAGUCCAUACAGGAGAAAAUCCCUAUCGCUGUUCGGAAUGUGGGAAAACUCGGAAUGAUCGCACCGCACUUAUUUCACAUCAGAGUGUUCACACAGAAGGAAAACCUUACAAAUGUGUAGAAUGUGGAGAGAGCUUUAGACGGAGCUCAGCACUUAAUGUGCAUCUGAGAAUCCACAGAGGAGAGAGACCUUAUACAUGUGAUGAAUGUGGGAGAAGCUUUAGACAGAGCUCAGCCCUUGAUGUGCAUUCCCGAAUCCACACAGGUGCAAAACCCUAUAAAUGUAGUGAAUGUGGGAAAAACUUCAGACAGAGCUCAGCACUUAAAGUGCAUUUGAGAAUCCACACAGGAAAGAAACCCUAUAAAUGUAUUGCAUGUAGGAAAAACCUUGAUUUGCAUUCACAUUUAGUAUAGCAGGGGUGGUCAAACCAUGGCUCAUGAGCUGCGUGUGGCUCCUUUACAGUUUGCAAAGCUUGCUGCUGCUACCCCAUCCCCAAUUUUUCCACCUGACAGACUGGGGUGGGGACUGCCUUGCAGCAGAAUGAUGCGGUAGGAGGCCUUCUGCUUAGCUGAGAGAGGGCUCUUGGGGCUUCAGCGUCACAGAACACACCUGCUGGGGCUCAGGGAUUUAGUGGGAGCAGGGUUGAAGCCUCAAGCUCUAUAAGGUACCUCACAUGAGCCCCAAAUGGUGUGCCCCCUCUCGAACUUCCGAAGAUUAUCAUAUGCGUCUCAGAGGGUCAGUACAUUUGGCCAUCCCUAUAGUAUAGCAUUAGAGUGGCCAUAUGGAAUACAAAAUAGUAACAGACAUUGGCUAUUUGGGGCAUGUAAAAAGAGGUGAGGCCCAGAUUCAUGAAGGUACCCUUCCGCAGAUUGGGCUACACUAAAAAUCCUGCUAGAACAGGAGGAGCUUCCUCCUCUAUAACUUUUAGCCUAAUGGUUUAAGCACUUAUCCAGGAACAAAUGGAUCAGCUUCACCAUGAGAGAUUGAGGGAGACUGACAUCAGAAUAUUUCAUAGCCCAGUAGUUUGGGCUUUUUCCUCGGAGAUAGUUGAUCCCUCUUCAAAUAUCUUCUUCCCUUCAGGCAGACUAGGGGAAUUGAACUGUGCAUGAAUGAUGGGAAACACAGGGAAAGGGAGCAGGCUGUUGACUGAUAAUUUUGAUAUCACAGAGAGGUUACUGAUGCUAGGAAACUGGAAAGGAUGGAUGAAUUACUUGCGAGGAACUGAGUGCUGGUAGGGUUGGAGAUUUCAUGGAUUACGGGGAGGAGAUGUAAUGUGGAUCUGAGGGAUGGAGUGUUGAGUGCUGAAUAAUUUGGGGAUUGGGAGUGGGGAUAUAUGGCAGAAUAGAAAGGGAGUUUUAAAAGUAUUUUUAUCUUAUUUAAGUACAAGAAGGUUAAAAUGAUAAUUUCCAGAUUGGUUUUGAGCCAGACCUUCAGUUUAUUAAAAAUUGUAAGCAGUUCUGGGGAUGCCAUCUCUUCUUGAAUUGUGGAUAGUGACUGUUAUCCUCACUGAAUAGAAAUCAGUACUGUCAUCUAGUUUUAGACCAGGGAUUUGGCCUAUUCCAUUUCUUUGAUCUGAAAGAUCUGGAGCUGUACCUCUGUCUCUUUUCUUCCCCUUUCCCAGAGAUUUACAGUACAACUUCAGAGCUACAGACUAAACAGUCAACCACACACCUUCUGGUUUGUGAACCAGAAGUACACAAACAGCAACAGGGGUGGGGACGGAGGUGAAGAAGUACAAUACUGUGUUAAGCACAGUGUUUUGUUUGAGGCGGUAUGCCCUGGCACCCAUUUUCUCUGAAUAACUUAAAUGAAUUGCAUUCCCCUUGGGCGUACCAGCACUUCUUUUCCUGGGGUGGCUGGACUCCCGAUGGAAGCCUGCUCGGGACACGUGGCUCUUAAAGUGGACGUGACAGUGUUUCGGCCCCCAGUGGGCUCUUUUUUUUUUCUCUCUCUCUCUUUCUCAACAACUUUCCCCCCGGAGUACUGGCACCUUUUUUUUUUUAAUACCAAAAAAGCACUGGUUAAGCAUAUAUUAAAAAGGGGGGAAGCAACAUUUUUCUUCAUGUAGUAAAAUUUCAAAGUUGUAUUAAGUUAAUAUUCAGUUGUAAACUUUUGAAAGAACAACCAUAAUGUUUUGUUCAGAGUUACAGUCAGCCUUGGUUCCCGAGCUGUUCGUAACUCUGAGUAUCGACUACAUGUAGUUCAAAUGACUCUUACCUUCUUAAGUAAAAUUCAGGAGACAACUGGAGUUAAAAGUGAAGAGGUAGCUCCCAUAGAGAAUGGCUGCAUAAAUACUUUCAUAGAGGGUGUUGUCCAUCUUUUCCUCACUAGUAGCUUCUCUAAAAUUUGUCUCCUCACAUUGAAACACCUUUAGCAUGUAGAGCAGAUGACCAACAAAACCCAGGCAGUAAUGUAACUUUCUCAUUGAAACAAAAUGAAAGAAGCUUUUGAUAAUCUUGGUUAGACCCAUUUUACAUGUUGAUUUCCCAUUGGAAGCCAGAGACUGGUUCCAGUUUUCUAGUCGUCUUUGUAAUGCAGUGUUUUUGUUUCUUUAACUUUUUAAUGCUAAUAAAAUAUUUUUAACAUAUAAAGUAUUGCAUAAUUGCUACAUAAAACGUCCUCUCCAUAUUGUAUGUUAGUAUUAUUGUUGCACUUAUUAUUGUCAAUGGUGUGUCCAUAUUAAAUAAAACCUAAUUUCUCCUGUU